Molecule: messenger RNA, 1014 nt
Organism: Fibroporia radiculosa
Lineage: Eukaryota; Fungi; Basidiomycota; Agaricomycetes; Polyporales; Fibroporiaceae
Exons: 9
Coding region: 1-1014 (337 amino acids)
Source: RefSeq, a predicted model, not a curated record
AUGUCUACGACUCCCACAGUCCCUGGCGACUUCGGCACAAUCAUUCCAGUGCCAUACACUCACAACGUUCCCGACCACCUUCGUCGGGCUACUACUCGCUUGCAGUUCCCGCCAACCUAUGUCGUAGUAGGAGUAUAUAGACUCAUAACUGAUAAAAGUCUAUCCAUUCCGGCAUGGAAGAAAUGCGAGCAUGGCGUCAUUAGGGGUUUGGGCGUUGGCCUUGCAUGGACAUUUACAACUUUCAAGAUACAGAGAUAUUUUGUGGAGAUAUUCCUCAUAAACUCCCCUCGAGUAAUCGGACUCUCCAAAGAGACUGUCUUCGGAUUUCAUAUGCCGUUUGACUUGCCUACAUACGCCGCCCUCUUCUUCAUAACGAGCCAAGUCUCAGCAAUUGUAACAUUCUUCGUAUCACAUGGUUUGCGCAUAGCUCGCGAACGUGCCUACGCCCAGACCAUUCAGUCACGCGGGAAGGGUAAUGAUUUCUGGCGUCCAUAUGUGGAGGAGUGGGAUAUCCCUCCGAAGGUUAGCGGCGAAUGGGGGCUGGGUCAUCUUGCUAGCGGAUUUAUUGGGAGGGCUGUUUUCAAGUUUCUGCUCAUGCCUGUUGAAACGGUACCGUUGGUCGGUUUGAUGAUCUCAGCCUACCUCCGUGCCUUGGGCACGGCAAGAUAUCUCCACAAGCCGUACUUUCAGGCAAAGGGGAUGUCUAAAGAGCAGACAUCUAUUUUUAUGGAGGAGCCAUUUGGUUUUUUUGCGGCGCUGCUUGAACGCAUCCCACUACUUGGCCUCGUCUUUUCUGUUUCGAACCGGAUUGGCGCUGCUAUGUGGGCAGUUGACUUGGAGAAGCGCCAGCACUAUGUUGCAUCCCUCAAGUCUGAAUCGGAAGGUUCCGUAUUCCGCGAAUCUACCGUCGAGACUCAUUGGUUCGUGAUGCAUCCUGCCAUCGGUAUUGUCGCUUCAGCCGAGAGCUAUGGCUAUGAUUUUACGUUCGUACACUUAAAUGAUGACCCUAUAUAA